This is a messenger RNA of Exaiptasia diaphana, 775 nucleotides long. RefSeq names its product 28S ribosomal protein S28, mitochondrial. Gene Ontology annotation, cellular component: mitochondrial small ribosomal subunit. The coding region runs from base 6 to 437 and encodes 143 amino acids. The record is from RefSeq and is a predicted model, not a curated record. The transcript has 2 exons. NCBI's taxonomy places the organism in Eukaryota, Metazoa, Cnidaria, Anthozoa, Actiniaria, Aiptasiidae.
CCAAAAUGGCGGCCACACUAAUCAGAACGAGAGUGUCAAGACAGAUAUUUCCCAGCUUAAAUUGUUUAAUUAAUGAGACGAGACAAUCGUGGAUUAGUAGAAGAUGUUCAACAGCGAAUAAGGACAUUACAGAAGAUGAAGAUUUCGGAGAAAUGUUGAGAAAUUCACAAUUUGUAAAACUCGGAAGGCCGGGCGGCAAGAAAGUGMUUGGUAAAGUUAGUCAUAUUGUACAAAGAGAAAAGAACAAGGAUGUUUACGUGGACUUUGGAUGGAAAUUUCAUGCUGUUAAUAGUGUUCCCUUACAAAGAGAUUUUGAAGUUGGAGACAAAGUUGAAGUUAUAAUCCAAAGUCUAGAAGCUACAGGCCAUUUUCUUGGGCAAAGCAAAAGAAUAACUUUAAAUGAAGCAGAAGCAAAGUUUGUUAAGAUGAAAGAUUGACUGCACAAAGUAUAACUUGUGUUUAUUUUUUAUUAAGGUUGUGUAAUUUUGUGAKAUUACAUGCAGGUGUAAAUACUUGACAGAAUAUUUUUAAAAUAUUCAAAGAAAAGUAGAAUGUGACUACAUAUAUGGUAAUAUAGUAUGUGAUCUGUCAUGAGUAAAUCAUUGACUUGACUGAAGACUGAAUGCUUUUUAAAAAUUUGUGACUGUCCUUUAUGAGCUUUUAAACUGCUCACAGUUUCAUAUGUGCAUAAAAAUCUUAUAUUAUAUAAACAUAAACGGUUAAAAUCAACUUCGUAAGAGUUUCUGGAUGUUUUUAAACAUAGCUGUAAACCUUA